This is a messenger RNA of Eruca vesicaria subsp. sativa (arugula), 1366 nucleotides long. NCBI's taxonomy places the organism in Eukaryota, Viridiplantae, Streptophyta, Magnoliopsida, Brassicales, Brassicaceae. The record is from the annotation of a GenBank genome assembly.
UCAUUCUAAAAGCAAAAAAUAAAAUAAAACGGAAAUAAUAAUAAUAAUUAAAGAAAGCAAAGCAGUUAUCGGGAAUCUCCUGAACCAGCUCAUUUCCGUUACCCUGAGGCGAUUAAUGUCGUCUCACUCUCGCUCUCAUUAGUCAAACGCUUCUUCUCCGAUCGUCGGCGACCUCCGGUGGUCUCUUACUCUCUGUUCUACUUGAGGAUUUGUUGCUCCUGGCUUUGGUGGUGUGGGUCUAUGAAAAAAAUCUUCAAUGGACUGCAACAUGGUGUGGGACUGGGAUCAUUUGAUCAUGUCCAAUUCGUCAAAGACUGAAAACAACAAGAACCAGGCGUCUGCUGAGUGGGAGAUUGAGAAAGGUGAAGGGAUUGAAUCUAUGUUUCCCUGUUUCGAUGGCCUCGAGAAAGUUAGUGAUGGCUCUACCUCCGGUUUCUGGCAUUCACAGUCGACAUCCACUAACUCAUCAUCUCCCAAAGUCAAACAAACCAACCUUGCAUCAGAAAGUUCCCCUGGAGAUUCUUGCAGCAACAUAGAUUUGUUCCAGGUGAAGACAUCCGCAGCUGAAUCAGAUCUUUGUUUAAAACUAGGAAAGCAGACAUACUCUGAAGAGUUUUGGUGUAGAGACGAUAAUGAGCUUUCAGCCGUUUCAAGAAAGCAGAUGACUCCAUAUGCUCGUAAGAAACAGAGCAUGCAAGUCCCGCGUUGCCAAAUUGAUGGAUGUGAACUGGAUCUCUCAUCUGCUAAGGAUUAUCAUCGCAAGCAUAGAGUCUGCGAAAACCAUUCAAAGAGCCCAAAGGUUACUGUGGGUGGCCUGGAACGUCGGUUCUGCCAACAGUGUAGCAGGUUGCAUGCCGUAUCUGAAUUUGAUGAGAAAAAACGAAGCUGCCGUAAACGUCUAACGCAUCAUAACGCGAGGCGUCGCAAGCUGCCAGGAAUGUUUCCAUUGAAUCCAGAGAGAGUGUGCAAUCGAAGACAGCAUACAAAUAUGUUGUGGAAUGAGUUGUCUCUAAACACGAAAUCUGAAGAAACGUUUGCAUGGGAUACUACCACUUAUGAUACAGAGCCUACACAGAUAGAAAGCGGCUUUACUUUGAGUUUCCAGAGAGGCCAUGGCCCUGAUGAGCAGGUGUUUGGUGGUAGCAGUGCGUACCAAACCUCUGGCGGGUUCUCAGCAGGGAAGUCCAACUUUCAACUUCCCAGCAAAGCAGGUGUAGGGGAAUACUCAGGAGGCCUCCAUGAAUCGCAAGAUUUCUACAGUGCUCUCUCUCUUCUGUCAACGUCAUCGGAUACACAUGGGACAAAACACAACCCCGUGGUCGAGUCACAGCCAAUACAUGGCACUUACCCUACCCAUUUCAUUUAA